GGCCACACGCCCCCAAAACUUCAUCCACCAGAUCCUCGCCACGUAAAUCCGAUCCGACGGCCUCCCCUGAUCCCCCAUCCGCCUAGAACUCUCUGGCUUCCCGUGCUUCCAUCGUCCGCUAUGAAUUUGUCAAAAACGAGUCGCGUUGUGCAACCGUGAUCGCGCCGCCUUACUUCUCAUCGCCAUUUCUUUCUCCACCUGAUCACCAGAGACGAUGUCGUCGAGCCUUGUUUCGGCUUUCGCUCCAUCGCCGAGCGAUAAGCUUUCGUCCAUGUCCAUGGUGAGCUCAUUUGCACCGUCUCUGAGUUUUCCACUGUCAAGUUCGACACAAAAGAACGUCCGUGUGGCGAGGGUGCGAGCCUCCGCAGAAGACGAUGGUCCAGCUCUCGUGGGCAUCGUCUUCCAGCCUUUCCAAGAGGUCAAGAGAGAAGAUCUUGCGGUCCCAAUGUCGCCUCAUCUCUCCCUCGCUCGUCAAUGCUAUUCCGACGAGUGCGAAGCCAACAUCAAUGAGCAGAUCAAUGUGGAGUACACUGCGUCGUACGUUUACCACGCCAUGUAUGCGUAUUUCGACCGGGACAACGUUGCUCUCAAGGGCCUUGCCAAAUUUUAUAAGGAGUCGAGUGAAGAGGAAAGAGAGCAUGCUGAGAAGUUGAUGGAGUAUCAGAACAAGCGUGGAGGGAAAGUGAAACUGCACUCCAUCUUGAUGCCGCAUUCGGAGUUCGAACAUGUCGAGAAAGGAGAUGCCCUUUACUCAAUGGAACUAGCGUUAUCACUGGAGAAGAUAACAAACGAGAAGCUCCUGGCCUUGCACAGGGUCGCAGAAAAGAACAAUGACCCGCAGCUCGCCGAUUUUAUAGAAAGCGAGUUCUUGUAUGAGCAGGUCGAAGCAAUCAAGAAGAUCGCAGAUUUCGUCACGCAGCUGAGAAUGGUUGGAAAAGGCCAUGGUGUUUGGCAUUUCGAUCAGAUGUUACUCCACGAAGGCGACAUGGUGUAACGUCGCAACCAGGGUGAUUGAAUUGAAUCUGUUCCGCUUUGCAGAUUGAACAAAUCAUCACCAGGAGAAAGCUUUCGAGAGCUUGUGUUUGGAAAUGGUUCAGAUGCUUUCCAAACAAAGUGCCGUUUCCUCGUUCUAUUUCGUGUUUCCUCGCUCUAUUUUGUAUGGUGAAUUGAAAGUCUGGGUAUAGAACUUUAGUCAUUGAAGGCUGCUUUACCAACAUGUCAUCUUUCCUUUCCAUUACCUCUAUAAAAUGAAUCAAGGCUGGUCUGCUGGACCGUGCCCUGACUCGCCCUCUCCUCUC
Eucalyptus grandis is the source of this 1298-nucleotide messenger RNA. Its product is annotated as ferritin-1, chloroplastic-like. Gene Ontology annotation, biological process: iron ion transport; intracellular iron ion homeostasis. The transcript has 8 exons. Gene Ontology annotation, cellular component: cytoplasm. Gene Ontology annotation, molecular function: ferrous iron binding; ferric iron binding. Lineage: Eukaryota; Viridiplantae; Streptophyta; Magnoliopsida; Myrtales; Myrtaceae. The record is from RefSeq and is a predicted model, not a curated record. Bases 215 to 994 code for a protein of 259 amino acids.